CACCACUCCAUCCCAAAUUCAAAAACAUUUUCUACCUCCACCCGUGCCCUCAUCCACUCGGUUUUUUACAAUUCAAUUGUGCCCCUGUGAUUGCAUAAAGAGUUGAUACUUUUUUCCGUUUAUUUUCAUUUCUUCUUCGGUAUAUAAUGCCUGCGGUUUUUUCGACACCAGUGAAUGGCUGUCGGAAAGAUUCUGUGUUUUGGUUUUUUAUUUUAGUCAGUAGUUGAUAUUCGCGAAUAUCUUCGUGAAUUUCAUCUGCAGAACUGAGUAAAACAGUGAUCUUUGAAAUUGUGAAGUGCGAAGAUUGAGGGAUUAGCUAAUUCAUCCGACUUUUGAGGACUCUUUACCCGCGAAUAAUGCCGUCAGUGCAUGCAAAUCAUCACGUCAGGGUGGGAAUGCCUAGGAGUCACUAUCUCUGGCAGCCCUGGCUCAAUUUUGACAUUAAAAAAAUCUUUGAGGAGAGGCCGAAGACGACGAGUCUGCAUAGAAAACCGAGCAGUGCGUGGCGGCGAGAGCGUAGGAGGGAUCCGAUUCAGAGUGAGGCCCUCGAUAUGUCCGCUACCCGUGUCCAUCAUCACACCAGGCCCAGUGUUAUCGUUCCCACUGCACCUCAACCUGGAGCGACAAGUGACGACACAGCUGUGACACCUACCCCAAGUGCAACCCCCUCGACAGCGAUAGGCGGCCAGAGAACCGGAAUUAGAAAUCCGUCUGGUGUUAGUGAUCCAGCCAUAGACGAGCACUUCAAGAGAUCGUUGGGCCUCGCGGAGUACGCCGCCGUCUUCAAUGCUUCCUCCAACGCUGACAGAGAGACAGGACUCAGCGUGGACGAUCACUUCGCUAAGGCCCUCGGCGACACAUGGGCGAGGCUGCAAGCAAAUGGAAACAAGGAGUCAACAUAACGAAAGCGAAAAAAAUCAUCGAGAAUCACAAAAAAAAUAUCUGAAAAAACUUAAUCCCCUCCUUCUUUCCAUUAGUUAUUAUUUAGCUACUAACUCACCAGCUAAAUAAGUACGUUAGGGUGGUAUAAGUCUUACCAAGUGUCUGAUGUACCCAAGUAUUUCAUUAAUUUUCCACUUCACUAAAAACUAGAAAAAAAAACAAAAUGCUGAAAACUCAAUGAAUUAAUCAUAGGAUAUCGAAAGUCAAUUAUAUCGAGGAUAACGUUAAAAAUAUGUUAAAUAUUGUACAUAAAACAAUCACGAGACUCUGGUUCCUCUGCAGCUGUCACAGUUGUUGCUAAUUGCGAAGUAAAUUUAUUUAUUAUCCAAUUUUGAAAUUCCGGAGUUGUCAAUCAGUAUCGUUAAGAUUUGGAGGUAAUUGGAAAUAUGAAAUAUUAUAGAGUUUUUUACACAGCCAGGUGUAUCUGUUUACGUAAUGUAAGGAUAAUAUUAUGUAUAGAGUAUACAUUGUGAUUAUAUGAAUAUAUAUUGAGGGAAUGUAUCCGAUGUGAUCGGUGGAUAAUUUUUCUGCGUUAAUGAGAGGAUAAAAAUAUUGAGGAAUAAAUUAUAAACAGAUAUUACGAGA
Diachasma alloeum is the source of this 1527-nucleotide messenger RNA. RefSeq names its product transcription cofactor vestigial-like protein 4 (gene Tgi). The record is from RefSeq and is a predicted model, not a curated record. The coding region runs from base 357 to 902 and encodes 181 amino acids. Lineage: Eukaryota; Metazoa; Arthropoda; Insecta; Hymenoptera; Braconidae. The transcript has 4 exons. Gene Ontology annotation, molecular function: transcription coactivator binding. Gene Ontology annotation, biological process: negative regulation of DNA-templated transcription.